AUGCCCGUGGUGCGGUCCAGGCUGAACGACAACGGGGUUCACGUAGACAACCCGGUCAUGUCUCGAGGAUCGGCGACUGCGGCGGUCAUGACGACGCUUGUCGUCUCGGCAGCAACAGCACAGAGCGGUCAGCGAUCCGCAGAGGCAGCACGCGCAGUCGUCGUCGCAGCAGCAGCACAUUGUUCAGUGGAUGAUGGUCAGGCAGUCGUCGCUUUGUUUCGAGACAAAUGCUGA
Molecule: messenger RNA, 234 nt
Organism: Peronospora matthiolae
Lineage: Eukaryota; Oomycota; Peronosporomycetes; Peronosporales; Peronosporaceae
Source: the annotation of a GenBank genome assembly